GUGAGGUUCCAGGCCCGAGGCAGCAAACAGAGCGAGAGAACCCGAGUCUGUGCCUGCGCUCCCGGGAGGGUGACAGCAGGUUCCGAGCCCUUCCCUGCCCCAAGAGAGAGGCUGUCCUCCGUCCCUGUCCCUCCCUCCAGAGGAACCCCCAACCUCUGGGAACCUCUGGGGUUCCCCCGACCUCGGCAGUAGGGCAGCGUUCAGAGGGACAAGGAAAAGUUUCCCAGUGGGUGAAAGAAAGCCGGAAAGGGACCAGCCAUGUCGAACGUAAUGUAUAAUAAAAUGUGGCACCAGACCCAAGAAGCCCUCAAUUCUCUGCUUGACAAUGAGUCUCAGAAGAUGACCGAACCCCAGGGAAAUAAGGUCAUAGUCUUUCAGAUGUUAGCCACCUUCUACAUAAAGUAUGUGCAGAUCUUCAGGAACAUGGAGAAUGUCUACGAUCAGAUAGUCCAUCCACAGAAACGCUUGCUGAUCCGCAAGAUCCUGGAUGCAGUGAUGGGUCGAAUUCUGGAACUGAAGAAUGAGAUGGUAGAGUUGGAAAUGACAGAGUUCCAUUAUUUUGAUGAUAUCUUACAGGACCUGAAGUUGGCUCCCCAACAGCUGGACGUCCCCAUACCCAGGUACUUUGUGAAGGAGAGGUUGGAAGUCAUAAAAGAAAGAGAGAAGAUCCUCUCUCAGAUCUUAAGCGAAUGUGGACUGAACCUUGCCGAUUCGAAAUAUGCUGCAAAGUCCAUACCAAUGGAAGAGGCUAUUAAACUGAUCCAGGUCGCAGAGCGGGCGAGGCAGGGCCGCCUCAGGGCGCUGUUCAUGAAGCAGAUCUACCUUCAGGAGUGCAGAGCCAAGGAGAUCAAGCUGCUAGGACGCAAAGCAGCAGACACCGGUGUGGCAGCCCUCCAGAUUCAGAAAGUGUGGCGAGGUUUCAUCCAAAACAGGAAGACGCUGAAGGCUCGGGAAGAUGAGAUGGUGUUUCUGGGCAUGAAACCACCCCCUUACUUCAACGACAUCAGUGCUGCCAUCGUCCAGUCUGAAAAGGUGAAGCACCUGCGCAAUGAGGUGCAGCAAAAGCAUGAAGAGAACUACAAGAAAGCCUUAGUAAGCAUCAAGGAGGAACUGAAGGCGAUGGAAGGCUUGGGAAUCAAGGAGCACCUUCAAGACCAGAUCCGGCAGUGGUUCAUUGAAUGCAGGAACCUAACAGGUACAUUUCCAGAAUACCCCAAUGAGGAAGAAGGGGGCUCAGCUGUCAUUUUUACCAACAAGACCCCAGAACAGGUUGUCGAGGAUAUCCUAGCUAACCAAGAGGAGGAAGAAAAACUCAAAAAGAAAAAGAAAAAAGAAGAAAGGGAGACUAGGGUCCAAAGACGCAAAAUUGAUGAGAAGAAAGGCUCCCAAAAAGACAAAUUGAAGGAAGAAGAUGAGGAAUGGAAAAUGUCACCAAGUCUUUUCCUUAAAUUGAUGGAGGAAGGAAACAGCUCAUACAAAGAUGUGUGGCUGCACAAAGAUGAAUCUUGGAACUUCCCUCAGGACUAUGACCCAGAGAUUAUCAAGGAGGAAAAGCGGAGGGAGUUAGAGUCGGAGAUAAGGGUGCAGGUUGAUGAACUGAUGAGACAAGAGCUGAAAAACCUUAAGCUAGCUGUGAACAAAGAGAUUGAACUGCCAGGCAAGGCAAAGAAAGCAAAGAAGCAAGGUAAAGGGAAGAAGGGCAGGAAAGGGAAACGGGGAAAGAAGGAUAAAGACCUGACGGCUGACAGGACCAUUGAUUCCCUGUACAAGGAGCUGGUUGAAGAAGGCUUGCUGAUCCAGGCUGUGAAGGUCAACCUCUCUGAUUACAUCGGUGAGUACAGCUACCUGGGGACAACUCUGCGCCAGGUAGCCAUAGAGCCCAUGCCAUCCCUCCUGGAUGUCAGACAGCUCAUCACCCUCUACGGAAUCUUGCCUUUGGGGUCUGCAGAAGUGCACGAGAAAGCUCCCUUGGUGAAGUCUCUGCUGUUGGCUGGUCCCCCAGGGGUAGGGAAGAAAAUGCUGGUCCACGCCAUCUGCACAGAAACAGGCGCUAACCUCUUCAACCUGUCUGCCUCAAACAUCGCCGGAAAGUACCCUGGCAAGAACGGCCUGCAGAUGAUGCUGCACUUGGUCUUCAAGGUGGCUCGCGAACUUCAACCUUCCGUGGUGUGGAUCCAAGACACAGAGAAAACCUUCUACAAAAAAGUCCCGCAGGCUGAGAAGCGGAAUGAACCAAAACGCCUAAAAAGACACCUUCCCAGAAUGCUAAAGCUCCUGAAGCCAAACGACAGGAUCCUGAUCGUGGGGACCACACAGCGCCCCUUUGAUGCUGAGCUCCAGCCAUUCUGCAGAGUGUACCAGAAGAUUAUCCUGGUUCCCAGGCCCGACUAUGCCUCCAGAUAUGUUCUGUGGAAAGAAAUCAUUAUUCGCAAUGGAGGUUUGGUCACCAAUUCACUGAACAUCAGUUGCCUAUCUAAAGUCACUGAUGGCUUCACACAAGGUCAGAUCGUCAAUGUGAUCAAAGAGGUGCUCACGGACCGCAGAAUCCGGCAGCAGGCUCACAAACCGCUCACGGCCAUGGAGUUCAUCACCAUGAUGACCAGCAUGAACCCAGUGUACAAAGAGGAAGAGGAGAGUUUUAAGAACUGGUAUGCCAAAACCCCCCUGGGAAGAAAGCGAAUGUUGUCACUAACGGUUGGCAACAAAGAAAAGGAAAAGGAAAAGGGAAACAAGAAAGUGAAAAAGGAGAAAAGGAAGUAAUGUCUUCCUCAGAAGCAACCCUGAGCAUCUUUGAGAUGGCGAUGGCCCCCACCUCACCGGGGAGAGGCUCACCCCUGCCCACCUGGGAAGCCCAUGGAGAAGCAGAGAUGCAAGCAGCCACCCCAGGAACUGCACUAACCACUGUGUUUUCUUGGUUAUCCUUUAGGAGGCUGAACACCAAGCGAGAUGUCCUUUACAGCCAUUUCUACUGCUUGCCACUGUUCCUUAACUCAUGCAAAGUCUGUCUAUAAUUCAAGUUUGCUUUCCCACAUGCCCCACAUUCUCCCCAGUUUUCACACUUGUCAGUAUUAGGGCCACGAUUACAGCGUAUAGGGAGGUCUCUCCUGGAACGAGAGCACCAUAAUUGUAUUGUUGGCAUGCUAGCUGUUUAUUAACCCAUAUGCACUGUAUAUUUUGUUGCACGUAUUUUAACAAAUUAAUUAUUUGCUGUAGUAAUGAAUAUCACAUAAAUAAAAUAAAGCUGUUAUCCUUGAA
Messenger RNA from Psammomys obesus (fat sand rat), 3255 nucleotides. RefSeq names its product IQ motif containing with AAA domain 1 (gene Drc11). Gene Ontology annotation, molecular function: ATP hydrolysis activity; ATP binding. The record is from RefSeq and is a predicted model, not a curated record. The transcript is spliced from 19 exons. The coding region runs from base 259 to 2760 and encodes 833 amino acids. NCBI's taxonomy places the organism in Eukaryota, Metazoa, Chordata, Mammalia, Rodentia, Muridae.